Meloidogyne enterolobii is the source of this 180-nucleotide messenger RNA. The record is from the annotation of a GenBank genome assembly. NCBI's taxonomy places the organism in Eukaryota, Metazoa, Nematoda, Chromadorea, Rhabditida, Meloidogynidae.
AUGAAUAGACUAUUAUUUUUUGCAAUUUAUUCAAAAACAACCAACAAUACAACAAAUAUUAUUCGAAUAUUAUUUCACAUUUCCUUUCAUUUAAUACCUGUAUUUAACCCAAUUAUUUGUAUUUUAACAAACACCCCAUAUCGAAAUGCUGUUUUUAAUCGUUCACAAAUACAUCCAUAA